This is a messenger RNA of Saprolegnia diclina VS20, 495 nucleotides long. RefSeq lists its product as hypothetical. The record is from RefSeq and is a predicted model, not a curated record. Lineage: Eukaryota; Oomycota; Saprolegniomycetes; Saprolegniales; Saprolegniaceae. Gene Ontology annotation, cellular component: cytoplasm; ribonucleoprotein complex; nucleus. Gene Ontology annotation, molecular function: mRNA binding. The transcript has 5 exons. Bases 1 to 495 code for a protein of 164 amino acids.
AUGGGCAAAGUCCACGUGGGCAACUUGGCCGACUCGGUGCGGGAGCCUGACGAGUAUGAAGACCCACGCGACGCGGACGACGCGGUGUACGAGAUGCACGGACGCGACUUUGAUGGGCUGCGCAUGCACGUCGUGCGAGCGGUCGGCAACAGUCCAUUCGGUCGUUAUGAGCGACCGCAGCCGCCACGAGGCAGUGCAUAUCGCGCCAGCGUCACGAACGUCGCCAUUGGCACUUCAUCGUGCGAUCUCAAAUUGCUUUUCACCGACCUCGGCGACGACCUUGUGCACGCUGAAGUGGACCGCCGAGCGCUGCUCGACGGCGCCCGUCUCCACGGCCAACCAAUACACCUUUGCGAGGUACGAUCGUCACAAUCGGCGGGGUCGGUCCCGGUCUCCGACGCCAGAUUUUCGUCGGCGACGCAGCUUCAGUCGCUCACGUUCUCGCUCCUAACUAACAGCAAACUACUGUCGCCGAUCAGCAGUGACAAAAGCUAA